UCUCUCUCUCUCUCUCUCUCUACAGAGCAUGGAUUCAUCAAAUGAUGGUAAAGUAGAAAUGUUUUUCUUGCCAUGGAUUGUGCAAAGAGGUCACAUGAUCCCAGCCAUAGACACAGCAAGGGUAUUUGCAGCUCAUGGAGCUAAAGUGACCAUAAUCACAACUCCAGGCUACGCUCAGAUCUUCCAGAAAUCGAUCGAGAGAGACCAGUCAUUAGGUCAUGAAAUCAGCUUCCACACCUUCAAAUUACCCACCGCCGAGUUCGGCUUGCCUGAGGGAUGUGAGAAUCUCCUCGCCGGCUCGCUUGGCAUGAUGGAGAAGGUUUGCUUGGCCAUCCAGAAGCUUCAACAACCCAUCGAGCAAUUCAUCCGAGAACGCCGCCCCGAUUGCAUUGUCAGCGACAUGUUCCAUCCCUGGACUGCUGACGUUGGUGCCCGCCUCGCCGUUCCCAGGUUCUUGUUAUGUGUUACAGGAUUGUUCUCUCUUUGUUGUGAAGAGAGCCUUCGACGAUACACACCGCAAGACAAGGUAAGUUCUGAAGCAGAGUCCUUUGGUUUGCCUGGUCUUCCCGAUGACAACAUUGUAUUUACCAAGAGUAAAAUUCCAUACUGGUUUACAAAAAAAGGAACUGGUUAUGGACAAUUUGCUGACAACAUUACAGAGUCUGAGUUGAAGAGCUAUGGGAUUAUAAUUAACUCCUUUUAUGACUUGGAACCGGCUUAUGCUGAGUAUUUCAAGAAUGAAAUGGGCAGAAAGCUAUGGCUCGUAGGACCGGUAUGUCUCUUCAACAAUGCAGCCGAAGAAAAGGCUGAGAGGGGCGAAAAGAACUCCAUUGAUGAAGGCACAAUUUUGAAGUGGCUCGACUCCAAACAACCCAAGUCAGUAAUUUAUGUUAGUUUCGGGAGCCAGUCUAGUAUGGUUCCCGAACAGUUCCUCGAGCUUGCUCAUGCGCUCGAGGCUUCUGGUUGCCCAUUCAUUUGGGUGGCCAGAGAUAUGUCAGAGUAUGGCCAAGACGAGAAAGAAAAGAAAGAAGGAAGUGAAAACCGAGGCAAAAAGCUUCCAGAGGGAUUUGAGGAGAGGGUGACCAAGUCUGGGCAAGGGUUGAUAUUAAAGAAGUGGGCACCACAAUUGUUAAUCUUAGAACAUGCCAACACUGGAGGGUUCUUGACACACUCUGGAUGGAACUCUGUGAUUGAAGGGAUAGGAGCAGGCGUUCCAAUGAUCACGUGGCCGUUAAUAGCAGAUCAAUUCUUCAAUGAAAGCCUCGUCGUGGAUGUGUUGAAGAUUGGGAUUCGAGUGGGGAAUGAGAAAUGGUCAUCCUAUAUUUGGGAACCCAAGAUGAGUGUGACUAGAGAGAAGGUGGAGGCGGCGGUGAAGUGGUUGAUGGGUGGUGGUAGUGAUGAAGUGGAGGAGAUGAGAAGGCGAGUAAAAGAGUUGAGCGAGAAGGCUAAGAAAGCUGCAAACCCCGGUGGCUCGUCUAAUGCUGAUAUCAUUGCUUUGAUCAAUGAGCUUAAGUCCCGUCGGCCUAUUUGUGCGAAUAAUUUAUGAUUCUGGUAUCAAAGAAAGCUACUUGCCAAUAAAUUUUUUCUAGAAUCUUAUCUAGAAUAGUGAUGUAGACGUAUGAUUCUGAACCAAACAACUGCUCUUUUGUUUUUUGGGGGUGGCUGGUAUUACUGGCCAGAAUAUGACUAUGGACUCUUGAGUUAUCAGAUCUGUUGCAAGCCUUUUGUAAUGUUUGAUCUUUGUAGUGUUUUCGUAGGUGCUAAUAAUGUUUUCUUUCUUGGAAACUACUUGGAUUUGUCUGAAGGAAAAUUAUAUACAAUCCCACUUUCUAAAUUUA
Molecule: messenger RNA, 1838 nt
Organism: Camellia sinensis
Lineage: Eukaryota; Viridiplantae; Streptophyta; Magnoliopsida; Ericales; Theaceae
Product: abscisate beta-glucosyltransferase
Molecular function (GO): UDP-glucosyltransferase activity
Source: RefSeq, a predicted model, not a curated record